This is a messenger RNA of Rhodotorula graminis WP1, 844 nucleotides long. RefSeq lists its product as uncharacterized. Lineage: Eukaryota; Fungi; Basidiomycota; Microbotryomycetes; Sporidiobolales; Sporidiobolaceae. The record is from RefSeq and is a predicted model, not a curated record. The annotation marks the transcript as partial. The transcript is spliced from 8 exons. Gene Ontology annotation, cellular component: Golgi apparatus.
CGAGAGCGUCGCGACGUACCUCGGCCUGUUCAUCCUCGCCGUCAUCUUUGAGAUCCUCAUCACCCUCGACGCCAUGCAGAAGAAGAACAUCAUGACGCUCUUCGUCCUGUGCCUCUUCCAAGUCGCCAUGCUCGUCUACUCGGCCGUCCUGCCCGGCCAGCUCGAGGACGCCAUCCAGGGCAGCAACGCCGACACGCCCCACGUCCAGUCGCUCACGCGCGCCUACGCCAUCGUCAUCCCCGCCGUCGUCGGCGCGUGCUCCAUGUGCAUGACGGCCAUGCUGUGGCCCCUCUACCACGAGUUCGGCUGGAACGUCUUCAAGCGCAUUGGCGCCGACCUCGCGAUGAAGCGCUUCUACGCCCUCUACCAGGUGUUCGCCUGCCUGCUCAAGUUCGACGCCUUCUUCUUGGUCGGCUUCAGCGUCCAGUUCCUGAUCCUCGUGUCGGGCACGCCGACGGCCGAGUUUGUCUUGACCAUCAUCGCUCUCCCGAUCUCGCUCCUCGCCCUCGUCCUGUUUGCGGUCGUCGUUCGUGCCGAGAGUCGCACCGGCGUCUACUGCUCGUUCGUCCUCCAGGCUGCCGGCAUGGCCUACUUUGCGUACAAGAUCUCGCGGAUCUACAACGACACGUCGAGCGACCGGUACAGCGCGGCGCGCGCGACCUUGACCAUCUUUAGCGUCCUGUGCCUCGUCAUGCUCCUCGCCACCUUUAUCCUCAUGGGCCUGUGCAUGCUCAACUUUGGCAAGGGCCUCAAGGAGCGCAUUCCCGGCUACGCCUUCCGCCGCACCUCGAUCUUUCCCUCGUGGUCCUCGCGCACGAAGCGCGCCUCUCGCCUGACCGCGGCC